This is a messenger RNA of Bipolaris oryzae ATCC 44560, 2610 nucleotides long. Its product is annotated as glycoside hydrolase family 3 protein. Gene Ontology annotation, molecular function: beta-glucosidase activity. The record is from RefSeq and is a predicted model, not a curated record. Bases 1 to 2610 code for a protein of 869 amino acids. Lineage: Eukaryota; Fungi; Ascomycota; Dothideomycetes; Pleosporales; Pleosporaceae. The transcript has 6 exons. Gene Ontology annotation, biological process: glucan catabolic process.
AUGCUGUGGCUUGCACAAGCAUUGUUGGUCGGCCUUGCCCAGGCAUCGCCCAGAUUCCCUCGUGCUACCAACGACACGGGCAGUGGUUCUUUGAACAAUGCCCAGAGCCCGCCAUACUACCCAAGUCCUUGGGUAGAUCCCACCACCAAAGAUUGGGCGGCUGCCUACGAAAAGGCAAAGGCUUUUGUCAGCCAAUUGACUCUUCUUGAAAAGGUCAACCUCACAACCGGUACUGGAUGGCAGAGCGACCACUGCGUCGGUAACGUGGGCGCUAUUCCUCGUCUUGGCUUUGACCCUCUCUGCCUCCAGGACAGCCCUCUCGGCAUCCGUUUCGCAGAUUACGUCUCUGCUUUCCCAGCAGGUGGUACAGUUGCUGCGUCAUGGGACCGCUAUGAGUUUUACACCCGCGGUCACGAGAUGGGCAAGGAGCACCGGAAGAAGGGCGUCGACGUUCAGCUUGGUCCUGCCAUUGGACCUCUUGGUCGCCACGCCAAGGGCGGUCGUAACUGGGAAGGCUUCAGUCCUGAUCCUGUGCUCUCGGGUGUUGCCGUGGCCGAAACGGUCCGCGGUAUCCAGGAUGCUGGCGUCAUUGCCUGCACCAAGCACUACCUUCUGAACGAGCAGGAGCAUUUCCGUCAGCCUGGCAGUUUCAAGGACAUCCCAUUUGUCGAUGCCAUCAGCUCCAACACCGAUGACAAGACUCUGCACGAGCUGUACCUGUGGCCCUUUGCUGAUGCUGUCCGCGCUGGUACUGGUGCCAUCAUGUGCUCUUACAACAAGGCCAACAACUCGCAAGUCUGCCAAAACUCGUAUCUCCAAAACUACAUUCUCAAAGGCGAGCUUGGAUUUCAGGGUUUCAUUCUAUCUGACUGGGACGCACAGCACUCGGGUGUUGCCUCGGCUUAUGCCGGUUUGGACAUGACCAUGCCCGGUGAUACUGGAUUCAACACUGGACUGUCCUUCUGGGGCACUAACCUGACCGUCUCAAUUCUCAACGGCACCAUUCCUCAGUGGCGUCUCGACGAUGCGGCCAUCCGUAUCAUGACUGCAUACUACUAUGUCGGCCUUGACGAGUCUAUCCCCGUCAACUUUGACAGCUGGCAAACUAGCACGUACGGAUUCGAGCACUUCUUUGGAAAGAAGAGCUUCGGUCUGAUCAACAAGCACGUUGACGUUCGCGAGGAACACUUCCGCUCCAUCCGCCGCUCUGCUGCCAAGUCUACUGUUCUCCUCAAGAACUCUGGCGUCCUUCCCCUCUCUGGAAAGGAGAAGUGGACUGCUGUAUUUGGAGAAGAUGCUGGCGAGAACCCAUUGGGUCCCAAUGGAUGCGCUGAUCGCGGCUGCAACUCUGGCACGUUGGCCAUGGGCUGGGGUUCAGGAACUGCAGACUUCCCUUACCUCAUCACUCCUCUCGAAGCCAUCAAGCGCGAGGUUAACGAGAACGGCGGCGUGAUCACUUCAGUCACCGACAACUACGCUACUCUGCAGAUCCAGACCAUGGCCAGCAGGGCCAGCCACUCGAUUGUUUUCGUCAACGCCGACUCUGGUGAAGGCUACAUCACCGUCGAUAACAACAUGGGUGACCGCAACAACCUGACUGUGUGGGGCAAUGGUGAUGUGCUCGUCAAGAACGUCUCUGCUCUGUGCAACAACACCAUUGUGGUUAUCCACUCUGUUGGCCCAGUCAUUGUUGACGCCUGGAAGGAGAACGCCAACGUGACUGCCAUUCUCUGGGCUGGUCUCCCUGGCCAGGAGUCUGGUAACUCGAUUGCUGACAUUCUGUACGGACACCACAACCCUGGUGGCAAGCUCCCUUUCACCAUUGGCAGCUCCGCCGAGGAGUAUGGCCCUGAUGUCAUUUAUGAGCCCACGAACGGCAUCCUCAGUCCCCAGGCCAACUUUGAAGAGGGCGUCUUCAUUGACUACCGCGCAUUUGACAAGGCGGGCAUUGAGCCCACGUACGAGUUUGGCUUUGGUCUUUCGUACACGACUUUUGAAUACUCGGAUCUCAAGGUCGCUGUGCAGUCUGCCGAGGCUUACAAGCCUUUCACCGGCCAGACUUCGGCUGCCCCUACGUUCGGAAACUUCAGCAAGAACACCGAGGACUACCAGUACCCUCCCGGCCUUGUUUACCCCGACACGUUCAUAUACCCCUACCUCAACUCAACCGACCUCAAGACGGCAUCUCAGGAUCCCGAGUACGGCCUCAACGUUAGCUGGCCCGCGGGCUCUACCGAUGGCUCGCCUCAGGCCCACAUUGCGGCUGGUGGUGCGCCCGGUGGUAACCCCCAGCUCUGGGACGUUCUGUUCAAGGUCGAGGCCACCAUCACCAACACUGGUGAUGUUGCUGGUGACGAGGUGGCCCAGGCGUACGUCUCGCUUGGUGGCCCCCACGACCCCAAGGUGCAGCUCCGUGGCUUUGACCGCUUGAGCAUCAAGCCCGGCGAGAGCGCCGUCUUCAGUGCCAACAUCACCCGCCGUGAUAUCAGCAACUGGGACACUGUCAGCCAGAACUGGGUCAUUUCCGAGUAUCCCAAGACGAUCCACGUUGGUGCCAGUUCGAGGAAUCUUCCUCUCUCUGCCCCACUGGACACUAGCAGCUUUAAAUAG